This is a messenger RNA of Chaetomium fimeti, 1275 nucleotides long. RefSeq names its product S-adenosyl-L-methionine-dependent methyltransferase. The record is from RefSeq and is a predicted model, not a curated record. The transcript is spliced from 5 exons. The coding region runs from base 1 to 1275 and encodes 424 amino acids. Gene Ontology annotation, molecular function: O-methyltransferase activity. Lineage: Eukaryota; Fungi; Ascomycota; Sordariomycetes; Sordariales; Chaetomiaceae.
AUGGCCUCUCCAGAACCACACAUCAUCGAGCUGGCCAAGAGAAUUGCCGCAAACACGGACAAAUUGCAGAGUUACCUAACUUCCCAUGGUCUCCCCACGCCAUCCUUCGACGUCGACGGACCGAAGGACACCCUGGUACCCAAAACAGAGACAGACGCCGAGGCAGCACGCGUUGCCAUUGUCGAUGACACGCAGGAGCUACGCCGUCUGGUUCUCGGGCCUCGGGAGUACCUCAUGAGCUACACGCACAACGAGCUUCUCAGCCAGCAAGCCAUCGCGCGUUUCCGCCUCGCGCAUGCUUUCGCCCCCGGCACUGAGUCCUCGUUUGGAGACAUUGCCGCGGCCACGGGGCUGCCGGAGAUCAAUGUCCGCCAGAUCAUCCGCCAUGCCAUCGUCAAGGACAUCUUUGUAGAACCCCGCCCAGGUGUCGUGGCUCACAAUGCCGUGUCGCGCCUGCUUGCCGAGGACCCGGUCAUCCACGACUGGGUGGGCGCGAGCAACGACGACCUCUGGCAGGGCGCAGCCCAGACUUGCAACGCGCUGGAGAAGUAUCCAGGCUCGCAGGAACCGAAUGAGACGGGUUUCGCCUUGGCGAAUAGCACCAACGCAACCGUGUACCAGGUGUUCUCUCAGUUCCCGGAGCGCGCCCGUCGGUUCGGCAACGCCAUGCGGGCUUUUACCGAGGGCACCGGCUUCGAGCUCAGCCAUGUUGUUGAUGGCUUCCCAUGGGGAGAGCUUGGGAACGGGACCGUCGUCGACGUCGGCGGUUCCCAGGGGUUCGCAUGCUUUGCCAUCGCCCGCCAGUUUCCCGCCCUUUCGUUCGUGGUCCAAGAUCUCGAGCCCGUCAUCCAGGCGGCCGAGAAGGAGGUCCCCACCGACGUGGCAAACCGCAUGCAAUUCAUGGCGCACGACUUUCUCCUCGAAGACCAACCCGUCAAGGGGGCGGAUGUCUACUUCUUCCGCUGGAUCCUGCACAACUGGUCCGACAAGUACUGCGUCAAGAUCCUCCGUGGCCUAAUCCCCGCCCUCAAAACGGGCGCCAAGGUUGUGUUGAACGAUAAUGUUCUGCCUCAGCCGGGCGUCCUGUCAAGGUGGCAAGAAGACCGCCUCCGGUCCAUGGACCUUUGCAUGACAGAGCUCCAGAACUCUCAUGAGCGAGAGCUCGACGAUUGGGCCAAGGUGUUCGAGCUCGCAGACCCCCGUUUCGAAUUCAAGGGGGGGCAGCGACCCGCUGGUGCGAACCUGUGGCUGAUGGUGGCGGAGUGGAAGGGGUGA